GGUUUGUCCAGGGCGGUGGGUGCCGGGUUGCCGCGAUUAGUUUUUGUGAAGUGUUCCAGAAAUUAUAUGGGUGUUUUUUCGUCAAGCAUCUUGCCAUGAAAAUUGGCUGAAUUGAUCAGAUUUCAGCAGACAAGUAUGCGUCAUGGCACAGCCACGCUGCCCGUGCUCGUCUACGUGUUCUUCGUUCUGGCGGUGGGGCUGUACGUGUUCCUCAGCGGCUUCCUGUUGCGGCGCGUGGCGUUGCAGGAGCGCCAGACGUGCCCGGUCGGCGGCACAGAGCCCUGUGCCGUUGCGCGCACCUACAACCGCACCAUCCUGCUGGUUGUGGACGCGCUGCGGUACGAUUUCCUCGUGUUCAAUGAGUCGCUGCCGGCGGCGGCGGCGGCGCCCUACCAAAACAAGAUGCCGGCGGUGCACGCGCUGCUGACCGGGCGGCCCGAGCACGUGGCACGCUACCGGUUCGUCGCCGACCCGCCCACCACCACCAUGCAGCGACUGAAGGGGCUGACCACCGGCUCGCUGCCGACCUUUGUCGACGUCGGCGACAACUUCGCCAGCUACGUGGUCACCGAAGACACGUGGCUGUGGCAGCUGCGCGCCGCCGGCGGGCGCGCCGUGUUCGCCGGCGACGACACGUGGCUGCAGCUGUUUCCGACGGCGUUCGAGCGCGCCGCGCCGUUUCCGUCGUUCGACAUCCGUGACCUGGACACGGUGGACAGCGGCGUGGAGCGCCAGCUGGGCCGUGAGCUCGCGCGUCACGACUGGACCAUGUUCAUCGGCCACAUGCUCGGCGUCGACCAUUGCGGCCACACGUUUGGGCCCGACCAUCCGCAGAUGGCGCGCAAGUUGGCCCAGGUGGACGCGCUGGUCAGGAACAUCACCCAUCAACUAGACAAUGACACUAUUCUUUUCGUGCUCGGCGACCACGGGAUGACGCGAACAGGCGACCACGGCGGCGACAGCGCGGCCGAACUGGACGCCGGCCUGCUGGUGGUGUCGGGCCGCCCGCUGCCGGCGGCGCCGCGGCCCGCCGCCAUCCCACAGGUGGACCUGGUGCCAACACUAUCGGCCCUGCUCGGCCUUCCCAUCCCCUUCUCCAACUUGGGCACGGUGCGCGCCGAGCUGCUUUUCGUCCUGCUGGUGCACGGUACCGCCUUCUUCUCCAACAGCUUCACCGUCUGCGAGGAUGCCGUGAGCGGCUUCCUGGCAACCAGUAUGUUCGCCGUGCAGCUGCUGCCCGCGGGCGGCGGAGGCGACUCGCCAGGCGGCGCCGCCCGCCUGUUGCCGCGUCUGGCGGCGGCUGUCGCCGGCAGCGUGCUGCUCCGGAUCGGCCGCGCCGGCUUCGCCUGCCGCGAGGAGCAGUGGUGGUGUGAGCUGGGCGUGGCGCACCGACCGCUGGCCAGCCUGCAGGACGGCGCUGAGCGCAACGGCCGGCUAGCUGUGGCCGCGGCCAGCCUCGUGGCCGUGCUGUUCGCGCACCGCGCCUUUCUGCGCCACUGCGGCAACCUGAAUGGUUUCUCAGCAACAGAGCUGGUGGCACGCUGGUGCGGCUGGCUCUCGGCUGCUGGCCUGCUCGGCAGCUGGGCGCUGCAGGCCAUCCACCCCAGCUCCGCCGCGCUGCUGACUCUGCUGGUGCUGCUGUGGCGGCCACUGCUGGUGUUGGUACAGCCAGAGCUGGCUGGCGGCCGGCUGGUGGCCCGCGUCUUUCGCCGGCUGCGUCACCAACUGAGUGGCGCCGCCAGCGAGCUGCGCGUCUACGGGCUGGGCUCGGCCGUCAGUGCUGCCCUGCUAACCGCGCUGCUGGCCUGCUGGACGCCGCUGGUGUUGCUGCUGGGCGACGGCCGCGCGCCGGCCGCCGCGCUUGGUCUGGCCCUGAUGGCGCUAGCUGCCGCGGUGGUGGGCUUCGACGGAACCGCAGGCAGCGACUGGGCGGCAGCCGUUCUCUGGGCCGAACUGGCCUCGUUCCAGUUCUUCAGUACCGGCCACCAGGCGACGUUCCCGUCCAUCCAAUGGGACGCGGCCGUAGCCGGUCUGCAUAUGAUGCCCACUGGGCUCCUGUUGCCCGGCCUCUGCGUGCUGCUGGCCACGUUCGCCUCGGAGCUGGUGGCGGCCGCCGCGCUGCCGCUGCUGCUCUGCGCGCCCCACCUGGUCCAGGCGGUGCGCGAGCGCGGCGUCUCCUGGCGCGGCGAGCUGAACCUGCUGCUCGAUCCGAACGGCACUGCACGCCGCCUGCUCGCGCUCAACGUGCUCUACCUCACGGCCAAGGCGGUCAAGCUGCUGAUGUGCUGCCUGGCGGCGGCCGUGCUGCGUCGCCACCUGAUGGUGUGGAAGAUCUUCGCGCCCAAGGUGCUGUUUGAGGCCGUCUCGUUCCUGGUGGCCGGGCUGGGCGUCAUCGGCUCGCACGCGCUCGUGCUGCGCAUCCUCCGUCACGCCGGCUCGUGGCUGGAGCAGCUGGCGCACAAGGAGAUCUUGUAGCGGCGCCGAGUGGGCGCUGCACCGACCCCAGCGGGCGUCGGCCGCGUCUCGAGCUGGCGGCAGGGCAGUGCCAGUCUCAGGGGGUACGCCGACGGUCCCGGCGCCGCUCGGCCGCGUCUCGAGCUGGCGGCAGGGCGGUGCCAGUCUCAGGGGGUACGCCGACGGUCCCGGCGCCGCUCGGCCGCGCCUCGAGCUGGCGGCAGGGCGGCGCCAGUCUC
Molecule: messenger RNA, 2693 nt
Organism: Pollicipes pollicipes
Lineage: Eukaryota; Metazoa; Arthropoda; Thecostraca; Pollicipedomorpha; Pollicipedidae
Gene: PIG-O
Product: phosphatidylinositol glycan anchor biosynthesis class O
Exons: 9
Coding region: 136-2475 (779 amino acids)
Biological process (GO): GPI anchor biosynthetic process
Cellular component (GO): endoplasmic reticulum membrane
Molecular function (GO): mannose-ethanolamine phosphotransferase activity
Source: RefSeq, a predicted model, not a curated record